ACAGUCGUAUUAUCUCUGUGAGGCGUUCUCCGGCAACAGGCAUCGCGAAUCAACACGUGAUCAAACCACCAAUAAAGGCUUGCAUCUCGCUUCAACUGAACCUCCGGUAGCUACUUGGAACCAUGAAGGUCCUUGCCAUCUCGCUUGCCUUUUUGCUGAUCACUGGUCUGAUCAGUACAUCGCUGGCUGAAAAUGACGAAGGAGGAGAAAAAGAGCUUGUUCGAGUUCGCCGCACUGGUCACCACUGCCCACACCGGCAAGGUAAAUGCCACCGUUACUGCAGGAGCAGUGGGUACAAAAGAGGCUACUGCGGCGGUUUUCGGAGAACGACCUGCAUCUGUGUCGAGAAAUAG
Messenger RNA from Ixodes scapularis (black-legged tick), 353 nucleotides. Its product is annotated as defensin. The coding region runs from base 123 to 353 and encodes 76 amino acids. NCBI's taxonomy places the organism in Eukaryota, Metazoa, Arthropoda, Arachnida, Ixodida, Ixodidae. The transcript is spliced from 4 exons. The record is from RefSeq and is a predicted model, not a curated record. Gene Ontology annotation, biological process: defense response.